Messenger RNA from Cydia fagiglandana, 1760 nucleotides. RefSeq lists its product as uncharacterized. Bases 476 to 1726 code for a protein of 416 amino acids. Gene Ontology annotation, cellular component: cytoplasm. NCBI's taxonomy places the organism in Eukaryota, Metazoa, Arthropoda, Insecta, Lepidoptera, Tortricidae. Gene Ontology annotation, molecular function: protein binding. The transcript has 8 exons. The record is from RefSeq and is a predicted model, not a curated record.
UGACAGUUACUUGUCAAAGUUUUGAACGUAUGUAUACUAUAUUUAUGUUAAGUAUGUACGUUUAUCUUGUGUUUAAUAAAAGACAAUAAAUAAAUACUAAUAUAUAUUUAACGAUAAAUAGUGACAUUGCAUUGAUAAGCAACAUCUGAUACGUAAUGUGAAUAUAUAUUAUCAAGUGGACUGGCAGACUUGCUCCGAAUUCUGGUGCAAUUAUGAAACAGGUUUAAUAAGGAAAACAGAUUUAUAAGGAAAACAGAUCUAUAAGGAAAACAAUUUUAUAAUUUAAGAUCGGUUUAUACCAGUCGUCUUGAUGGUUGUAAGAAUAUUAUAAGAAAGUCCGUAUUACAUGUAACAUAAAGGCCCCGAAAACCAAGUUUUUAUAUACAUAAAAUUUACAACAUAUUUGAAAGGUGAGCUGAAAACAUCACUAGUUUUGCCAACGGUGAAGAAUUCGUAUUUUUCACUAACUUUCAGGAUGGCUACUAUACUGGACGUGUUUAAUGACGAUGUCUGGCGUCUCGUACUGGACUGGCUGCACACUGAUGACAUUAUAAGGUCCGAGCGAGUCAGCCGAGACUGGCAGGAUGUCAUAUACCGGUACCUCCAGAGUGUUGGUAUGAGCAUAGAAUAUGGUACUCGUCCCAAGCUCUGGUACGGGCAGAACCACAAGCUGUCUCACUCCUACCGCAUACUGAGGAUAGAGGAAGACAAUCCAGAGAUACUUAAGAAUUUACUACAGAAAUGGGGUCCAUGUGUCAAGAAGGCGGAUUGUGUACACAGUACUAUGGAGGUUAUUAGGAAGUGCUGCCCCAAUUUAAAAGAUAUUACAUUUUAUGGAGUACCCAACGAUGUCUUAGUAAGUGGAUCAUCACAUGUCUUCAGAAAGCUGAAACGAGUACACUUCAAAGGAUGCAAUUAUUUGACAGAUAAAAGCGUCAGGCAGUGGCUGGCCAGCUACAAUAUUGAGGAGCUGUUAGUGUGGGAAGCCGAUGAAAUAACUGGAAGGUUCUUGCUAUCUUCACACUCCACAAAACUAAAGCGUCUCUCCUUUAAAGACUGCCGGGGCUUGUACUUCCGUUGUCUUCUCUCCGCUGUCAAAUACCUAACACAGUUAAGGAAAUUGGAACUGAUAUAUUGUUAUAAAGAGAUCUACUAUAAUGUUCAUAAAUUGUUAGACGAGUUGCCAGAUUUAGAGGAUUUGUGUUUGCGGUGGGAAAAGAGGUUGGACUUGGGAUACGAUUGGGCCGAAGCAGUGGGGAGGAUGAGGCUACGGCGGCUGGAUGUGAGCUUCAAUCCUAAUGUGACGGACGAGUGGCUGGCACGGGCCUGCCGAGGCUUCGGUCAACUCAAUGAACUGCUUUUGGAACGCUGUGUGGGUUUCACGGGCCGGGGGGCAAGAGCGGCGUGCAGCGCGGCGGGCCCGGCUCUGCAAGGCCUGCAGCUCGGCUCCAAUACGCAGCUGUUCAACUCCUAUGUCGAGGAUAUUGCCAAGGCUUGCCCGAACCUCGUGUGGCUCGACUUGUCCUUCUGCCACGGGAUAACGAAUGACAUCAUAGAAGAGGUGGCAAACGCGCGUACCGUCCGCAACAAGAAGUUGAGGCUGAUUGUCGAGUGCACCUACGUCGAAGAUGUUGAGGAGGGUCAAUUUCCAUGGAUUAUCGUCGAAUUCGGGGACUACUAUUCAUCCAAAACCUCUUCCUUUCCAUGUAACACCAAAAAGAAAUGACCACCCGUAGACCUUACGGGUUCGCAGCAAGGCU